Talaromyces rugulosus is the source of this 2607-nucleotide messenger RNA. RefSeq lists its product as uncharacterized. NCBI's taxonomy places the organism in Eukaryota, Fungi, Ascomycota, Eurotiomycetes, Eurotiales, Trichocomaceae. The record is from RefSeq and is a predicted model, not a curated record. The transcript is spliced from 2 exons. The coding region runs from base 1 to 2607 and encodes 868 amino acids.
AUGUUGUCUGCACCAAACACAGCCCGGCGCAUCUCGUCGCUCUUCAACCUGAAAUCGAACAGAGACUCUGCUGCCUCGUCGACGUCUUCUGGUUCUCCCAAGCUGUCGCCAGACAGCCGUCUCACCACCGACAACCGUCUCGCCGCCGACCACCGACGUGUUCGAAGCCAAUCUCGCCCUGCCGUGCGCCAUGCUUCAUCGCCUCAGCCUAAUUCCGCAGACGCUCGCCCGCGAACAAGCAACGGCCCGAUAGAACCGCUCGACCUGGAAGCCCCGUUGCCGCCGCCGCCGUCCUUGCUCGCCAUCAACCAAGACCUUGACGAUCCGUCCUCACAGCGCACCUCGCACAGUCGACAAGGGAGCGCCUCGCACAACAGGAGAAGAAGUUGGAUGCCGAGCAGGGCUUCCAUGUCCAUGCCUCGCCAGGAUAUGAAUGCGGCUCAGACCGAACCGGAGGACCCUUACGGCGGGUUCGAUUCUUGGAUUGCUGGGCUGGAGCAAAAGAUCCCCUAUGAUCUGGACGCUUUGACGCGAGGAGACCAGGUCCCCGAGCUAUGGAACGAGCAGGGCGACACGUUCGUUUACCUUUUCCCUCAGAACACCAACCGGCCGCCGUCAUUCAAGGUGGAUUCGAGUGUCUUUUCGGACUCCCCCUCGCUCACUUUUCUGGCCCGAGGCACCGAUCCCAAGGUGGAAGCACUGCGCCAAUCGACUCGUACGCUCACAGUGACCGACCCCGACGGCGCGACCGCGCCCGAAGACCAGUGGAUGAAUGAUUCUGCAAGCAGUGGCACAGGCCGCAUGGCGUUCGUGGAUGAGCCAGUAGAAGAAGUCCAAGACAUCAAUUUAUAUCUUCCCAUACCGCUUUCCGGCGACGUGUCAAGUCCGAGCUCAUCCCUUGAACCUGACGACAUCGACGCCCUGGUGCUUUUCCGCAACCUGUUCGCCUUUUUGCUCGGCCAGGCCCUGGUUGCGACGCCGCGACACCCUAGCCUUUUCUCCAUCUUAAUGGAAGUGUCGGCCCUACUUAGCCGCUUCCACUUCUCCAACUUUGAUGGCUCCAACUUUGGAGAGGUCGCCAAUUCAAGCUUUGCCAACUACUGCAGCGAGCUCCACCUUGCGGAUAUCCGCAAAAGCCGAGAAAAGACUAUUGAAGCUGUUAUUCUGGGCGAACGGCUACGCUAUUAUCCUCUCUACCUUGAAGGAUUUGUUCACAGUGUCGGCAAGAUGGCCGAAUUGCGGUACAUGCAGAGUCCUAAAUACGCCUUGAUCAGCCCCGUCACACAGAAGCGACUUGAACGCAGCUACAUCGAUUUGGGGAAUCGUCUGACUGUCUUGCGCGGGAAACUUGAUGAGUUUGACUUUCCGGCCAUGUUCUCCGGCAUUGCCAACUCCACCACUUCUGUUGAAGGAAAAACCGUGCGGUUCAAGUCUUGGAGGCUUUCUUUCUUGGCUUUUAGAAAACACGUGUUGGGCUACUACCGCCAAAAAUACGGCUCCUGGCCUCCCAAGGCAAACUCCAAGAAGAAUGAAUUCGAGGGAAGCGGGUUGAACCGGCUGUUACUCAACGAGGUUUACGAAGACCUAACCGAUCUUUAUGACAUGCUUGUAGAUCGCACUCAACUCACGACGCGAACAACUGACAUGGCCACCGAAGAUCUUGAUGUGCCAGAUCCCGCCGAGGCUGUGCUUCGGGCUAUGCGACGAAUGAUGAGCGAGUACGACCGCAGCACACCUCCGGUGCUGCCUCCCAUUCCAUUUGACGUACCGCAAAUGCCCAGCGUGCAAGUGCUCCACCGGAAGACCUUGGAUGCUAAGAAAGAAGCCAAGGAGCGACAGAAAAAGCUCUCGGACUCGGAUAUCAAUGCAGUCCUCAUGGCAUCUUACACUCGGGAGAGUUUGAAGCCAACACCGUUUGUGGAGAGCUUCAUGCAAUUCGAGCGUCGCAAUGCGCACGGCAAAACCGUGGAUGAGAUUUUGGAUAACAGAAUCGGCCAAUGGCUGUUCCUCUAUGCUGUUAUCCAGUCUCUUCCUCUGUUGGUGAUUGACGUAUCUGAUCUUCGCUUCACGCAUGGUGUCGAAUACUUCCUCUGUGUUGCUCCUCGUGGAGGUGCACCAUGGGUGCAGAACGAUGCAAAGGCUGGCCGGAGCUGGUUCGGUGUUGCUGGUGGACAGGGUGUUGUCAGUCUGCCUUCAGAUGUCGUGAACAACGCGGUCGACACCGUCUACCGCCGCAGCCACUGCUGGCAGAUUGCCACCCAGUGGGCUGAAAAGAGCCAGAUUCUCGGCUCUCCGAUCACGACUGAGGACGGUUCAUCGGUCUUCUCCUCGCCCGCCCCAGUGCCACAAUCCUCGACGGGUUCCAUGUCUGAUGCGCCGUCCAUGCUGAGCCCCAGUGGCAUGUCUUCCAUGGGCGUGCCGCGCACUGGAUCUCCAGGCUUUAUCUCCCACAACAAUCGAGCAUCAAUCUACAACACGCUCGAAGCGCUCCCUCUUCCUGCGGGUGUCAUGCCCGUGGAACCGCCUACCAAGCCGUUUACGCGCAUGAAUCCGACUAUGAGUUUCGAUGACAUUUUGAAAGAUAUACCCAAUGGAAAAAAGAAAUAG